This is a messenger RNA of Galendromus occidentalis (western predatory mite), 637 nucleotides long. RefSeq lists its product as uncharacterized. NCBI's taxonomy places the organism in Eukaryota, Metazoa, Arthropoda, Arachnida, Mesostigmata, Phytoseiidae. Bases 77 to 637 code for a protein of 186 amino acids. The record is from RefSeq and is a predicted model, not a curated record. The transcript is spliced from 2 exons.
ACCCGGUGCGCUUCCAACGUGGAAGGACUCCGUCUGCGUUGAGUUUCUACGAAGCGAACGAGCAUCAGUGCGGAAAAUGGAGGUGGCUCAACGAUCUUCGAAGCGGAAGACAAUGGCGCGAGUUCCAAACAUCAAUCCAUCGGGGAGUCCAGUGAUGAACACGAGAUCGCGCGCCAGGAAACAGGCAUCGAAAGAACCAACGGCCGAAGCACCGAAGACUGAAGUUUCACCUCAACCCAAAUAUUCGAAGCGAAAAACCGUGAUGCUACCACCUGCCUUCGAGAGCACACGAAUCGAAUCUGCUCCGACCGUCCGCAAAACACCGAACAGCCCGGGGAAGAACGGAUUCGAAGAAGACAUACCCAAGAAGGAGGAGCAGUACAAAGAUGUUUGCAUCCAGACCUCCUUGUGUCGGAACUGUAACUCAGGAAACUCCUGGUCGUUGUGGAAGCCCUUCUUCAUGGCGUUCGUGCUAAUGCUCGUGACCCUCUACUGCAGGGGCAUCAUCAAUAUCGAGCUGUGGAAGCAGUACGCGAUGAACUUGAACAACCCUUCCGUCAUGUUGGCACAGCUCAAAUUAGACGAGUACUGGGAGUUCUCCAACGCGUCGACGACGUUGCGAGUGACAGGCGUUUGA